Drosophila kikkawai is the source of this 604-nucleotide messenger RNA. RefSeq names its product Dpy-30-like 2 (gene Dpy-30L2). NCBI's taxonomy places the organism in Eukaryota, Metazoa, Arthropoda, Insecta, Diptera, Drosophilidae. The record is from RefSeq and is a predicted model, not a curated record.
UUUUACUAAACUUUGAAUAAGGCUUUACAAUUUCCCAUUCAAAUAUCAAUAUUCACUGCGUUCGGAUCUCAGCUCUCAACAAAACAAAAAUUUUAAAAAGUAAAACCAAUUUAUAUUUUCUAAAUCCACACGCUUCGACAUGCCUUUCCAACGAGGCAGCAUUAAUUCAAUGACCGGAGCCGGAGGCGAUGAUCUUAACAGGGACAAGGAUCUUUCGGGUCACAACCUGGAUGAAGGUAAAGGCGACAUCUCUGCGUUUGCCGCCUGCCGGAAGCCUCGGCCAGAUGCCAAUUCGCUGUCGGUGCGCCAGUAUCUCGACCAGACCGUGGCUCCUAUCCUGCUCCAUGGCCUGCAGGCACUGGCCCAGGAUCGGCCCAGCGAUCCGGUGAGCUACCUGGCCACGUACCUCCUAAAGAAUAAGAACCGCUGUGCCGAGGUCAACCCUCCAGACACGUAACUUUUCACUUCUGUUGUGCUGCUCUAGUUAUAUUUUAUUUUAUUUAACGAAUGUCUGUCAACCACUGCUGAUAUACCGCUGAUUUGUUCCCCGAUUCUUGUACACAAACCUAUCGUUCGAUUAAAGAUGUUGUGUUAGUACUCUCGA